GUAAAUAACAAUAACAUUUUGACGGGUUCUAUCUCGCUUUCCGCAGGUGUAGUUGAUGGAAAUAACCUAUAUAGUAUGAUGUAAUUUAGACAUACCCAUGUCGUGUGCGUAAGUAGUAAAUAUGUUUAUCGCACUUUAUGCAAUUCGCAGCCAUUUCUGUUCACGUCAAAUGUGGAAAUGUGUUGUUGAUGAAUCAUUGGGACAGUGUGGGCGUAUGAGGAAGUUACGAUACGCGGAAGAUAUGAAGUAUUGUUACUGUACGGUACAGAGUCUAAAAAGCGCCACCGGAACCAAAAUGCCUGGGAAAAAAGUCUGCAUCGUGGGAUCGGGAAAUUGGGGCUCUUCAAUUGCCAAAAUCAUCGGGUGCAACGUCAGAUCUUCCAACCGGUUUGAACCAGUGGUGAACAUGUGGGUUUAUGAGGAAAUGGUCUCUGGGAGAAAGCUGACGGAGAUCAUCAACACGGAGCACGAAAAUGUCAAAUAUUUGCCAGGUCACAAGCUGCCAAGGAAUGUGGUGGCUGUUCCAGACAUUACGCAGGCCGUGAAAGGAGCCAAGUUGCUGGUUUUUGUCGUCCCACAUCAAUUCAUCAGCACAGUUUGUGACCAGAUAAAGCUUCACGUUGCAGACGGGGCUAUCGGCAUUUCCCUCAUCAAAGGCAUUCAUGAGGGCCCAGAAGGACUGAAGCUCAUCUCGGACAUCAUUAGAGAGAAAUUGGAGAUAGAGGUCAGCGUGCUGAUGGGGGCCAACAUCGCCAGUGAGGUGGCCGAUGGCAAGUUCUGUGAAACCACCAUUGGCUCAACAAAUGAGGCAAAUGGGCUUAUCUUCAAAGAGCUGCUUCAGACUCCCAACUUUCGCAUCACUGUGGUGCAGGAGAGCGACACAGUGGAGCUGUGCGGAGCCCUCAAGAACAUUGUGGCAGUGGGGGCGGGAUUUUGCGACGGCCUCGGGUUUGGGGACAACACCAAGGCCGCGGUGAUCAGGUUGGGUUUGAUGGAGAUGAUCGCCUUCGCCAAGUUGUUCUGCAAGGGCCAAGUGAACUCCAGCACCUUCCUAGAGAGCUGCGGUGUCGCUGACCUCAUCACCACCUGCUACGGGGGACGAAACCGCAAAGUUGCAGAGGCCUUCGUCAAAACAUCUAAGUCCAUCACAGAGUUGGAGGCUGAAAUGCUCAAUGGCCAGAAACUGCAGGGCCCCCAAACCUCAGCUGAGGUCUACAAGAUGCUUCAGAAGAAGGACAUGGUCAGCAAGUUCCCGCUCUUUGCAGCCAUCUACCAGAUCUGCUUCGAAGGCAAAGAGGUGAAAGAGUUCAUCACCUGCCUGCAGAACCACCCGGAGCACAUGUAGUAGGACUUGAAUGUGCACAAGAGACUCUUUCUGCUCCUUCUGUGGAUAUUUGUUACCUUUAAAGGGCAGUACAGUCGAACAAAACCAGCAUUUUUUUUUACAUUGUUUUUUUUAGAUGUAAUGUAAUAUUUGUCUUAAUUGAACUCCAUUUAUGACGUAAUGUCAUGUCAAUAAAGGAACUGUCUUGA
Molecule: messenger RNA, 1533 nt
Organism: Dunckerocampus dactyliophorus (ringed pipefish)
Lineage: Eukaryota; Metazoa; Chordata; Actinopteri; Syngnathiformes; Syngnathidae
Product: glycerol-3-phosphate dehydrogenase 1-like protein
Exons: 9
Coding region: 122-1345 (407 amino acids)
Biological process (GO): carbohydrate metabolic process; glycerol-3-phosphate catabolic process
Cellular component (GO): cytosol; glycerol-3-phosphate dehydrogenase (FAD) complex
Molecular function (GO): protein homodimerization activity; glycerol-3-phosphate dehydrogenase [NAD(P)+] activity; NAD binding
Source: RefSeq, a predicted model, not a curated record